Molecule: messenger RNA, 2892 nt
Organism: Botrytis deweyae
Lineage: Eukaryota; Fungi; Ascomycota; Leotiomycetes; Helotiales; Sclerotiniaceae
Exons: 2
Coding region: 140-2710 (856 amino acids)
Source: RefSeq, a predicted model, not a curated record
CCCAUAUACAAUUUACUUCUUGCUUAAGAUACCCCUUAGUUUACAUACAAACUUAAUCAUCGCACUUUUACGGACAUCAACAACCAAUUGAAUACAUACAUACCACAUACUACAAUCAACAAUCUUCUAAAUCACAAUCAUGGACAAGCUCAAGGCACUCCUCCACGGCACCACUCCGGAACACGAGAAGGAAGUCAAGGAAGAAAAGAAGGCCGAGAAAAUUGAGCAAAAGGAGGAGAAGAAGGCUGAAAAGCAUGGAGCUGCUCACUCGAACGCUGGUGAAGGAAGCCAUCUCGCAAAGGGUCCCCACUCUGAAACCCACCCACCCGCAGUCACCGAUGCCAGCCAUGCAACCCAUACCACCCACGCGAAUCCUACAUCGGCAGGUCUAAGCCAUACAUCAGGAGGACUUGCCCAAGACAACGUUCCUCACAGACCUAGAGACUCUGAAUUUGGUUCAACUGCCACUGGACCAAACACACAUGCUCAUGGCAUCGAUUCCGCAACUCGCACAAAUGAAGCCGGGCUUACAGGACACAACACUAGAGACCCUCUCUCAUCACACACUGCUGGUGUUCCAUCAAACACUACUUCUGGCUUGGGUGGUGUCACUAGCAUUCCUUCAGGAAACGGUUUAGAUACUCAUGGUAGAGAUAACAUCGGCAGUCACGGAAAUUCCCACCUUGGCAGAGAUGCAGCCAUUGGAAGUGGAGCAGUUGGUGCUGCAGGGUUAGCUGAACAUGAACACCGAAAGCAUGAAAAUACCAGUCUUGGAUCUCAUCCAACUCAUGGACAUGCUGAGGGCUCUCACGGAAUACAUAACUCGGCUGCAUUAAAUGCCGCUGACCCAAGAGUCGAUUCAGAUUUGGAUGGAAAUCGUCUUCCAAACAAGACUUCAUCUGGUUACGGCACUCAAGAUGCUUACGGUACAACCACAACUGGCUCCUCAGGACAUCACUUAGGUCGUGAUGCUGCCGCAAUUGGCACCGCAGGAGCUGUUGGAGAGGGCAUUCAUCAUCAUAACAACCAACACAGCCAAGGUGGUCUUCGAGGAACUACUGGACCUCAUACCACGGCGACUGCAAAUCUUCUGGAUCCUCAUUUGAGUGGUUCCGGAGUUCGUACUGAAGAUGCUCACACUCAUCACGGACAUGGCUCCAAAUCAGGCCUAGUUGAAGGUGGUGGCGCUGAAGAGGCCGACGGUGUUCAUGGUAGUAAGGGCACUUCUGCUGCUGCUGGCGUAAUUCCAGUUGGAGCAUAUGAAGCUGGCCAUGGACAUAACACCACUGCCGGACCACACACGUCCAACUUAGCCAAUAAAGCAGACCCACGAGUGGAUAGCGAUCUCUCAAAGCAACAGAACCACCAUUAUGGACGUGAUGCUGCUGUAGCUGGAGCUGUUGGUGGAGCUGCAUACGAAGCCAACAAGCAUCAUCAUAACUCCGCUAACACUACCGCUGGUCCCCACUCUUCAAACAUUGAGAAUAAGGUUGAUCCAAGAGUUGAUAGUGAUCGCUCAAGAGAGCAACAUCACUAUGGACGAGAUGCUGCUCUUGCUGGUGGAGCCGGUACUGCCGCAUAUGAGGCUGAUAAACAUCACCACAACACAGCACACACUACAGCUGGCCCCCAUUCCUCAAAUCUUGAGAACAAGGUUGAUCCAAGGGUCGAUAGUGAUCGCUCCAAGGAAGGUCAUCACUACGGUAGAGAUGCCGCCCUUGCAGGAGGCGCUGCGGGAACAGCUUACGAAGCCAAUAAACAUCACAACACUCACGGUCUUGACCAAAAGCCUGUCGGUAAAGAUCUUGGGGAUAAACUCCACGGCGCUGAGAGAAACCGUGGUGUCAACGGACCUACCGGAUUCCCUCAUGAGAGCGGACAUUCGGUAUCAGCUGGUCCGGUAGGAUCUGGUGUUCCAGGAGCUCCUCGUGGAAAUGUCCAAGUCUCUGACAACACCCACGGCCAUAAUCCAAACAUCGAGCCCCCAGUUCAUAACUCCACUGGACCUGAUCAUAUCUUCACUGCUCCAGUCAUGGAUGAUCCCGCGGCCAAUGCUGCUCUUCGAGAGGGAAAGAUUGACCAACAUGAACAUCGCCCUGGAGAUGAAGGAGUUAGAGGCGUUGGACGUGAUCACGGUGAAGAUCACAGCUUCUCUACCGGUGGCGGACAUGAGCACAGCAAAAGCAGAGGAUUAGAGAAUGAAGCUCACUCUUCCCCAUUGGGCAACACUUCUUCAGGCUCUGGGUUGAAGCACGAUAAUCUAGCUGGUCAUAAUACCACUUCUACUGGUACCACAGGUUUGAGCCACGGCUCUGGGCUCACUGGUCACAACACUACUUCUACUGGUACCACAGGUUUGAGCCACGGCUCUGGGCUCACUAGUCACAACACUACUUCUACUGGCGCUACAGGCUUGAGCCAUGGCUCCGGUCUUCACGGUUCCGGCUUGACUGGUUACAGCACCGGUUCUUCGGGUAACAACGUUACUGGUUUGAAGCAUGACGUUGGUUUGCCUGGAAACAACAAUACUUCCACUGGUACUACAGGCUUAAGCCAUGGUUCAGGUCUCACUGGACAUAACACAACCUCCUCUGGUCUCAACCAUGAUUCUGGCUUGACCGGAUCAACUGGUACCCAUGGCCUCUCGGGCGAAAACAGAUUGGGAGAGACUUCUGAGUUUGGAAACACCACCAACAAUCGAGUUUUGUAAAUGGAAUCGACAGGCAGGCGAACGGUCGAUUGAAUGAUAUUAUUCAUGUGAUUUAUGAUUAUUAUGAUGAUUUAAUGGUUUCUUACAUUGUCUUAUGCGGGCUUAAGGCUUUCAUGUAUAUUAGUUAGGUUUAUUUAUUUAUGGAAGGGAAUCGAAUGAAUAUGAUGAUAUUUACAAAAUCA